UUGUUGUGUUUACCAUGGUGGCUAGUAGGACACUGGGCGAAAGUGGCGGGGGUGGUGCGGCCGCCGCCGCCAUGGACUACUCGGUACACGAGGCUUGGAAUGAGGCCACCAACGUGUACCUGCUGGCGGUGCUGGCCAGCCUGGCCCUCCUGGUGUACGCACGCAGAAAUAAAAGGAAGAUCAUGAGGAUUUUUGCACUACCUCCAACUGUAGAGAUACCAGCUGAACCAAAUUUUUAUGACAGUAUGAAAAAAGUUCGUCUACGACAGCAGUUAGAGAUGUAUUCAAUUGCAAGGAAAUAUGACCAGCAGCAACAACCACAGAAACAGACUGAUAGUGUACAGCUUUUGAUGGAAUGAAGACUUAAUUCUGAAAUCAAGAAACAGUGCUGAGGAUGCCAGAGCUUUUGGGAUGUAGUCACUUUCAAUGCAACUUUAAUUUGUUACAGUCAUUUUACUCUGCAGUGAUUCCAUACAGUAUUUCUUGACAAACAGGCCUUGCGUACAUCUAGGGAAUGUUCUUUGAAACCUGAAAUAUGAAUGGGGCUCAUGCAUAUUGGUUCUGUUUUUUAGUUUGUAUUACAGGGUUUUCCCCCCCCAGUAAAACCAGGAGCUUACAGUAUCAUUGAGAUGUUCAUUGUGGGUAUUGUAGUUAUCCCCAUUGCUGGUUUCAAGAAAGGUAUGAGACAUGGGACAUGGUAUGUGGGCACUAAAGUAAACUUUUUUUGGUUAAGAGGCUCAGAGAGGCAUAUCUUCUAAACAUUAGCACAUAGAAGAAAAAACAGUGAUAUGCCUAAUAGCCCAUCACACCAGUGAAAUAAGCCUGAAUACCUGCAGUUAUUUUCAAGUAUAGAUGCCACAGGACAUGGAUAUUUUUAUUUACCCAUUUAAUUCCCCCCCUCCCCUGAUGCUUUUCUGUCUAAUUUAUUCUUAAAAGUCAGAAUAUUUUUAGUUAAGGCUACUUGGGACUAUUGAACCCAGUGGAACUAAGUUGUUAAGACUGAGUAUUGGUGCCUAAGUAGCUUGUUAUUCAUAAUCCUAAGCAAAAAUAUAAUGAAAAUGUUCAGGAAAUCUCCAAUUAAUGAAGUUUACAGUAGAGCUGUUUUUCCCUGGCUUUCUAAGUGAUACCAUAAUGGGAUUUAAAAACAAGGUUUUAGAAUGCAGGACAAGAGUUUAGUGUAUACUGCUAGAACUAUUUAGAAAAGAGAUCCAUAUUAAUGGCCAGUUAUAGUUUAUUAGUUUACAGAUAUUCUAUAAACUCAUGUGGAAUUAUAAAAUGAUCACUAAGUUGUAUGUAGGUGCUUAAAUAUUUGAAGAAAUGUUAAAAACCUGUUUGAUUCAAGCAUUUUUGAAACUAAUAUUUGAUUGAUUAAGCAAGCAACCUUAUGGCUGUUAGGUGAUGUCUGAGGGACCAUGAGACCAUUUGGAUUCCAUGAUUCAGGUUUGGAAACAGUGCCCUGACCUCAGACUGGAGAAGCAAAGAAUGGGCCCCUCUGCUUUCUCCCCUUGCAGUUGGUGUGGAAAGAACUGUGCUGGGUGUCCUUUGACAUUGGCCUUGGACGGGAAGGAAAAGGAGGCAUCUUGGCAUGUGGGAGAGGAAACUGGAGAGGCCAUGAUAUGAGCUGUGCUGAAGUUUCCUUUGUUAUACCUUUGAAAUGCCUGAAACUCCCCUGCAAAAAUGCAGGAUACAAGGAUGGGAAGGUUAAAUUUGUCUUCUCUGCUCCUCCCACUCUUAGGGAAUGAAUGUAACCCUAUGAGUUCAGGGUUUUACAGUCACUGAGGGUACAACCCAUAGGACUGAGCCUUUAAUUAUAAGUUGCUUUCCUAAUAAUGUAUUAUACUUCCAACUGUAGGUUAAAGUAAAUAAAACAAUUGCAUAGAUUUCUGCCUAGUAUUAAAUAGCUAGUUCUGACAUAUCAUUUUCCUGUGUAUGACCUGUUUCUCCUGAAUUGUCCUGUGCUUAAAUGCUUGUGGAGACGUUUUUGAUUUUUCAAGUCUGUGAGGAAAGUAAGUUAAACUUUAGCAGUUUAAGGACUGAUGCUUGUAUCACAUUGGGAUAGGGGGUUUUUGUAGAUGCAAGAGUUGUCCUCCGAUCUACAUAUGUAGAUACAAUAUUAUGUGAGCUUAAAAGUACAUGCAUCUUGGCUGCCACAACUUCUGUGAUUACAUAGUAACAACAUAUUUAAGUGAUACAUAUGAAGUUCUCAUGCUGUAUGUGUCUGAAGAAUAAAAGUACAUCAAUUUUUAAUUUCUGUGAGUUUAGGACUGUAUAGUAUGGUAAUGAAUCCUCAAUAUCUUUGGACUGUUCAAUAUUGCUAUGAAUAUCUGUUCUUGGUAACUGAACUAUAGUGUGCCCCUUGUAAAAUGCUACUGCAGCUCCUGCACAUAAAAUGUUCAUAUUAUUUUUAAUAAUAGUACAAAAUACAUUUAAAUAUAAUUUAAGUUGAAUCUGUGUGACACUUAUUUUCCCAUUUCAGUGAGGAACUAAAGUAUUUGUAUAACUUUAUUUCUUUAGAAGCACACUCAACUUUAUUUUCAUUGCUGACACCCUUUGUGUCAUCUGGACCUGUUGUAUCAUCUGGACCUCGCUCUAGAAUUCCCACAUGAUACAGGUAUCAUGAUAAGGAGCAUCUUUGGGUCAAGGUGGAAUGAAGAAGCAUAAAGUGAAGAAGCUGAUUCAAGUUGUUCUACACAUGGGAUGUUUUGGGGAUCAGACUGAGGAAAAUCGGCAAAGUGGAAAUCUGUAACCCUAAUCACUAAGCAGGGACUCCAGAAUAUGAGACAUUGCAUUUAUUUACAGUGGAUCUCCAUCUUCUAUGAAAAUGGCAUUUUCAUAUGCACUCUGGAAGAUUUAAAAAAUCCUAUUUCCUCAGUGUCCUCUACACCAGGCGUUGUCAACAUUUUUGGACAUGUGGGCAAAUUUGGAAAUUUGAGAAACUGCUGUGGGCACCACCACAAUGGAUCACCAGUUUGGCAUUUACCUUUUACCUCUGUGGAUCUUGGUGCAUAUCCUGCUCAGCAAAUUCUUUUCUUCAUGUCUGUUGGACGCAACAGUCUCUCUCUAGUAAAGGAUUAUUCAGUUUAGCUAAUUGCUGAUGUUGCAGUACAACUAGUGAGACUUUUAAAUACAUGUUUUGGUAAUGUCCAGCACUUGCUACUUUUUGGGAGAAAACUAUUACACAGUAAUUUUUGUAUUUGAAUAGUCUUUAUUAAAUGAUGUACACACACUUUCACAUUUACCUACUUCAUAGAAAUUAACUAAUAGAAAGUGAAACAGAUUCUUUUGUCAGCUGAAAAAUGGACAUUACAGAAUUAGAAGCAUAAACAGUCAUCUCCUCUAAUGCAAUUGACAGAGGACUUGCCUUAUAUAUUGACAUAUGAAUGUUAGCCUAUAGGCCAGCUUCAAAUGGAUACCUAUUUGUAUAGUUGGUUUGCUUUUGUUGAAACUUACGUGUAAUUGCUAGAGAGUUAUAUGUAUUUCAUAUGUAUCAAUUUACAAAUAUUAAAAUGGAGGUAUUUCUGGGGGUGCCUGUAGUUACCUUGUCAGGUACCCUUUUGUGACUAUCAUGUUGAGGACUUCUACAUAGUUCUGAGUAUUUUUUAAAAACGUAGAAAUCUUUAAUCAGUAGAUCCUGCAAGUCUCUUUGAUAGCAAUAUGCAAGAUUCCAAUAAGUUUAAAAUUUAAAGUACCUCCUUUAUUUCAUUUUUGUACUGCCCAAUAGUGGAGGCUCUCUGGGCACUUAAGAAAAGUUAAAAAAAAACGCAACGAAAAAUUAACCAAACGACAAAAGCAUACCAAUUGUAAUUGAAUCAGCAUAGAAGCAUAGCAGUGGUACAAGAUAAAGUGUAAUAUGAAAAAUGAAGUUUAAAAGUUGAAAUUGUUAAAAUGCUGGGAAAAUAAAAAGAUCUUCAUCUGGUGCUGAGAAGAUUAGAAAGUAGGUACCAGGUGCACCUCUUUGGGGCUGCUCAUUUCACAGCUGCUGUGCCACAAUCAAAAAGACCUUCCUCUUAGUAGCCACUUGCCCCUUUGGAAGGGGCUCCUGGAGAAUGACCUCCACAGAUGACCUUAGGCUCUAUUCAGUUACAUAUGGGUUGAGGCAUUCCUUCAGAUAGCCUCGCCCCAAGCUGUUUAGGGGUUUGAACAUCAUUAUUAAUAUUUUGAAUCGAGCCUGGACUUCAACUGGCAGCUAGUGGAGUUGGAAGAGGAUUGGGAUAAUAUCUUCUCAUGAACCAGUUGUUAUUAACAGUCUUGCUGCCCUGUUUUGGAUCAGUUGAAGUUUUGGAACCAUUUUCAAAGCCAGCCCUAUGUACAGUGCAUUGCAUUAAUCCAAUGAAGAGGUUACCUGAGCAUGGAGAACUAUAGCUAGGCUCUCUCUGUCCAGGUAGAAUCAUAGUUGGUAUAGCAUCCUAAACUGCUAAAAAGGUUCUCUGGGCCAUCAAGUCCAUUUGAUGAAAUAUGAACGUGUGCACAAUAGUGCGACAGCUUAUCCAAGUCAUAAAAUCUGCAUCAAAAACUGAAUUGAUAGUCACUUAGUAACUCAUAAUUUAUGUCUUCAAAGAUGCUUUUAUCCAGUGCUCUUGGCUGCAUUUAAAAGCUAGAAAAGUAAGACUGAUAAAACUUUUCAAAAUUCUCUGAAAUGCACAGUGUUUCUUUCCUUUCCAAAUUAUUAUUUUAGGAAAACUGUGUGACUUGGAGGUAGAAAUGGUGAGUGCUCCCUACCAAAUAUUUCUUGGACUGAUACCACUUAAAAAAAGACUAAAGGGUUAUAUCUAAAACAAGUGAGCUAAGCAGCCACACUUUUUGUAGAAGAUAAUAUAAUGAAAACUUAACAUAGGUGGUUCUUCACACACACAAGCCUAUAUUUAAUCUGUAUAGCCUGAUUUCAAUCAUAUUUUUGUGAAAAUCUAUUGACAUUUUUUGGAACUUUCAAGUGUGUUCAUGAUAAUAUUGAAACUCCACUUCUAGAGGACUAGUUGUAUUGUAAAACAAAAAUUGCUUACUUGUGUAAAGCCAAGCACUUCAGGGGAUUGCUAUAUCAAUCCCAGUGUAUUAUGGUACAAUAUUCUGGAUCAAUUUAUAUCACAGGUAAUGUUGAUACUUUUAAAUUGUGCCAAGUAUUGUAGAGAUCAGAUUGGAAAAUUCAAUACCCAAAUCAAUUAAAUCAUUUUUAUCUAAGAAAAUACUGUCUACUCUCUGUUAGAUAUUUGGCUCAGAUUUUCUGUUCAAGGAAAUGUACGAAUACGUGACAAGAAAAGCCUAAUUAUGUACUAUUGUAUUUCAAUGUAUUUUAUCAUGUUGUAAGCCGCCCCGAGGUUUCGGCAAGGGGCGGCAUAGAAAUGUUAUAAUAAUAAUAAUAAUAAUAAUAAUAAUAAUAAUAAUAAUAAUUAUCUACUAUACAGUGCAAUUAAGCCUUUGUUAGUACGGUACUAACUACUAGUACAAAAGUAUUAGACCAGUUCACAUAGCAUGCUAAGUUGUGGUUUAGUAAGAUGUAUGCAAGCAGGAAGCAGCUGCCAUGAGCCAUGGGUACUAAUGCUCUAGCCUUCCUAUGUGAUUAGGAAAUGGAUUUGAAGUUGGUUUGUUUGGAAACUGAUCAGAGUAUUGCAAGCUCACAGCUGGAAUCAAAGCUGAGAUGUACAAAGUAUAAGUAGGGGGAAGCUGCUCAGGUUGUCCUAGCUGUGCAAGAGAAGAAAGGAAACUAAUGGAGUCCACAAUCCUAAGCCUCAUGAUUGCUCCUUCCUGCUUGUUCCUGUAUUAAUAAACAAUUCUUUACAUAACGUGCUACCUGGACUAUAAUAUGAAACAGUAGUGUAGCACAUUUUGCAGUAUAUUGAUAAUUUGCACACUGGAGUCCUAACUUCUGAAUUACAAUUUAUUUAUUUUUCGAUUUAUAUCCUGCCUUUUUUCCUACAAAGGGCUCAAGGCAGCUUACAUCUCCUCCUCCAUCUUAUCCCCACAACAACAACCCUGUGAGGUAGGUUGGGCUGAGAGUCUGACUGGCCCAAAGUCACCCAGUUGGCUCCAUGGUUGAGCAGGGACUAGAACCCAGAUCGUCCGAGUCCUAGUCCCAUCCUCUUAACCACUACACCACACUGGUUCCAUGGGUAUGUACUGAAAUUUGGGUAUGUACUGAAAUUUACCUUAUACCAAUAUAUUUCCCCAGAUAUUUAGACUAAAGCUCCCAGAAGCUCUGACUUUUGUUUGUGCUAAUUGAAGCACAAUUGUAGUCCAAAAAAAAUUGGUGGGCAUCAGGUUGUCUACCUUUCCUCUAGUAUAUGAGCUUUGAAUUACCCUGUAUUUUAUCUGUAAAGUAUUGCCAUUUUGACUUUAAACUUGUUCAAAAUUGUCUCCACAUCAAAGCUCUAAUUAUACUGAAGUAUAAUAGUUGUGAGUAUGAACGUGUGCUGGUUGAGGUAACUAUAUAUUUUAAAAAAUUGGUGGCUUUGCAGUAUACUCUUGGGAAAGUAUAAAGUACUAUACACAUUAUAGGUUUGACAUUUCGUUUGAUUAUACAGUUGAACCUUGGCUUUUGUGUAUUUGAUUAUUUGUGAAUUUCCCAUCAGUAAUAAAGUUGUGUUUUUUGUUUGUUUGUUUUAA
Messenger RNA from Varanus komodoensis (Komodo dragon), 6597 nucleotides. It is a transcript of the gene SMIM19, whose product is annotated as small integral membrane protein 19. The record is from RefSeq and is a predicted model, not a curated record. The coding region runs from base 15 to 359 and encodes 114 amino acids. The transcript has 4 exons. Lineage: Eukaryota; Metazoa; Chordata; Lepidosauria; Squamata; Varanidae.